Sorghum bicolor (sorghum) is the source of this 7742-nucleotide messenger RNA. Its product is annotated as zinc finger BED domain-containing protein RICESLEEPER 2-like. Gene Ontology annotation, molecular function: DNA binding. The record is from RefSeq and is a predicted model, not a curated record. NCBI's taxonomy places the organism in Eukaryota, Viridiplantae, Streptophyta, Magnoliopsida, Poales, Poaceae. Bases 790 to 1758 code for a protein of 322 amino acids. The transcript has 4 exons.
GCGAAUCCUGGUAGAGGGCGGGCCCGCGAAUCAUAAGAACGGAUCCUGAAGAAAGGAUCCUCUUCGUCGGCUUGGCCCAAGUGACGCCGACGCGUCUCGCACUCUCGCUGGCUCCUCGGCGGCGCAGGCACGCCACCAGCCCCUCCUCGCUGCGCCACCCAGACCUGGCAUCACGCCGCCCACCUCGCCCACCUGUGGACCAAAGCCGAGGGUCGCGUCCUCGGAGGCCGACUGCCCUUCUUCCGACAUCGAGCUAGGUCGCCAGCGCGACGCCGUUGCUUGCAGGCCGCCGCCACCGAGGUCUGUCCCGUUCGUCUUCUCGUCCGGAUCUGGUUACUCCCGGCAGCAACCUACAAGUAACACAUCCAUCGUCCUCUCAUUCCUUGUGCUUCCUCUCUUCAAUGAUGUCUUGUUGUUAUUGAUUGGAGAAACGCUGUUUGAAUUAGAAACAAAUAGCUCCAAGAUUCGUAGACAAAGGAGCUUACGAGCUGCUUUUGAAGGUUCCAAGGACACCAACGUUUAGGGAUCUCUCCGGAGAAGAAAUUAGUAGACAGGUUCCUGGGAGAUGCAUGGGAUUGGGCCGUGCAAGCUGUUCUGGUUUCAAAACUGAAGUUUUACAGUGUCACUCACAACUUAUAUACAUGUGUUUAUCUGUGCAUAAAUACAACGAAGCUGAUAUAAUUUUGUUGCUACUGCAGGUGAAUUGUGGUCUAAGCAAAAGGAAAAAGAAGGAUCUUUUUCUAGACUCGAGAAUUUUGGUCUUACGUCUUCGGGAAAAGAAGUGGUAUUAUGGAAAGAGCUUCAUCAGCAACAGCAGCAGAGGAUGAGGAUGCUAUGUCAACAGAUCAGUCAGGCAGGUCAGGGAAAAAGAGAGCUAAAGUUUGGGGUUAUCUUGACACAGAAUUCAUUGAUGGAGUUGAGAAGGCUGUCUGCAAGUAUUGCAAGUUUCAGUUAUCUUCUGUGCCAGGGCAAGGAACAACGCAUUUGAAUAGGCAUAUUGGAUUUUAUUGUCAUUAUAUCUCUCAAGAGGAUAGGGAUAGGUUCUUAGCAUCUUGGAAGAACACGUCUGGAAGAGAGAAUUCUGUAUUUGAUCCUGUGGUGUUCAGAGGUCUCGUUGCAAAGUACUUUGUUCAUAGUGAGUCUGCAUUUCAAAAAGCUGAUAAUCCUAUCUGGAAAGAGAUGAUUUACUAUUGCCAACCUUCAUUUCAUGUGGUCGGCCAACAAACGGUCUGUGCAGAUUGUAUGUUGUUGUAUGCGGAAGAGAAACUGCAGCUACUAGAUCAGAUCACAAAGUUGAAGUCCCAUGUCAGUUUAACAACAUAUUUGUGGACAUCCAAUCAAAAUCUAGGGUACCUUGGAGUUACAACCCAUUACAUCAAUGAAGAGUUUGAGCUCCAGAAGAAAAUCAUUGCAUUCAAGCAAAUCUCAUACCCUCAUAACUCAUUUGCUAUUCAAGAUGGGAUCACUGCUUGCUUAGUGGAGUGGGGCUUGAUUGAUCGUGUGUUCUCAGUGACCCUAGACAAUGCAAGCGUGAACAAUAGAGCAGUCAGAGACUUGUGUGCCGCUCUAGGCCCACAGAUGUUCUUUAAAGGCGAACAUCUACAUGUUAGGUGUGCCGCUCAUGUGCUCAAUCUAAUGGUUCAAGCAGGACUGGAAGUCAUUCCUGAUGAAAUCAAAAAGAUAAGGGACGUCAUCAAGGUUGCCACACCUCUACGCCUUCACGGCUACAAAUAUUCAAUUCAAUUGUUUAGACGUUAGGUCUCAAAGGAAAGUCGGGGCUGCUUUAGAUGUUCCUCACCGUUGGAAUGCAACAUAUGAUAUGUUGAGUGAAGCUCUGAAGUACAAAGCAGCUUUGAACCGAUUUGCAAUAUAGCAAUUUCACGAUUGUCCUAGUGAACUUGACUGGAAGGAUGCUGCAUCGCUUCAUGAGUUUCUGGAACAAUUCAGUGAGGCCACAAAAGCGUUUUCUGCGGAUAGGCAUCCAACAGCUUACAUGUUUCUGAAGAUGAUGAUGGCAACCCGAGAUGUAUUGCUUGAUGAUGCGUGGAAUGCCAAUGGAUUGCUCAAUGCGUUGGCCGAAGCUAUGUAUACCAAGUUUCAGAAGUAUUGGGCUGCACCUAGUAUUUUACUUCUCAUAGCUGCUAUGCUAGAUCCAUCGAUGAAAGCUGACUUUGUCAAGUUCUAUUUCAUGACUGUUGAGAGUCUAGAAGCGGAAGAGAAGAUGAGAGAGCUCAGACAAAAUUUGGAUCAGUAUUAUCUAGAGUAUGAGAGGAUUAUCAGGAACAUUGCUGCUCCUGUAUUCACUUCCCAAGAAGAGGAAGUAUUAAGUCAGGGCAAUUCGAGUUCUUCUGGACUGCGUGGCAAACGGCGUGUGGAGCUUGCAUUUGCUCAGUUUUCAUCACAAAACUCGAGGACUCGCUCACAAAGAUCGGAACUCAACAUUUAUUUGGCUGAUCCAAGAGUAGUUGUGAGAGCGGGAGAGAACUUUAAUGUUCUAGCAUGGUGGAAAAAAACUCAGAUGCCUAUCCUGUCUUGUUUCUGAUGGCUAGAGACUUCUUGGCUAUUCCUGUAAGCACAGUGUCCUCAAAGUCUGCUUUUAGUUGUGCUGGAAGGAUACUAGGCAAGAAUAGGACAUCCUUGUCUCCAAAAACUCUUAAAGCAUUGGUAUGUGCGAAAGACUGGUUGUUUGGCUUGAAUGAUGCCGAUGAAGGAGAACCAAUGACUGGACGACGUAUGUUCGAGUCAGAUGAAGAGGAAGAUGUUGAUUGACAAAACCUGCACAUCGUAUGGUUGUUUGGCACCACUUUCCUAACGCUUGCUUAAAGUGCCAUAUAUAAAGACAUGGGCUCCAUCAUAUUGUGAACUCUGAAGUGAAAAGGGUGAUUGGUUGCCCCGACCGGGCCAUUCAAAGGCCCAUCCUGCACGGUUCGGUGCAGUUGGCCCGUGUUUGGUUUCCCUGCUGGUAUCCUUUUCAUGUAUGGCUUCGUUCCUCUCGCCCCCUCCAUCCCGGCCACCUCCGUCUUCUCGAGUCGAGCUUCCCACUCCAGCCGGGAUGCUUUGGUUCUUGGCGGGAACCCUAGGCGAACUUGGCGGGAGCUGGCGCCGUCCCUGGUAUAAAAGCGCGCGCGCUGGUGCUUGUUAGGGUUACCCCCUCACUCUCGCCACUCCCGCCUCCAUUUUCAUUGGUGAGUCGUCCCCUCUCCUCCUCUCGCGCCGCCGGAUUCGCCCUUCCGACAUCCUCACCGACGGAGCCUUGAGCUCCCUUGGUGUGUGGAAUGGUAUAUCUCACCUCCUCCGUCUCAUGUUUCUUUAAUUUCCAUCUUGUGUUUGAUUGAAAUGAGCAGAUAUGUUACGGUUAUAUGUUGUACCGAGCUAGAUCUGUGCGAUUUUGAUUGAGAUCUACUUGUUGUUGAGGCAAAUCUACCUAUUGUUAUGCUUGAUGUGGUUGUAGAUUGGCAUGUUUGUUAGCUGAAGCAACUUGUUGCUGGUGAUGCAUUUUUCGAUCUGAAUACUGAGCACAGUGCCUAAGGUCGAUGAUUACACUUGUAAAGAUUGACGCUGGAGGAGCUCUAUCUGGAGUGGCAACCGCGUCUAUCGUAGUAUUGGACUGAGUUCUUGUUGUUACUAGGUAGUACGCAUCAGUACUGGUUCAUUAGGGUUCUAAUUUGGCCAUGUGUAUUCUGUUUUUUUCUAGAGAUGGAUUUUGAAGCUAGGCGCCGAGCGGCUGCUGCUAUGUUAGUAGCUGUGGCCACUUGGUUUUUCUUGUGGUUUAGGAGAAGAGCUCAGGAUCCUAGAUCUGUAACGUAUGGUCCCAUGGCAGACAGGGACCAACAAAGGAUGAAUAACCUAAACUACAUUUACAACUCAGAUGAAGUGCACUGUGUGAACCUCCUUAGGAUGAGAAAGGCACCCUUCUUCCAUCUUUGUGACCUAUUUCGUAGUAGAGACCUCUUGUCUGAUAGCAUCCAUGCUAAUGUGGAAGAGCAGGUUGCUAUGUUCUUGCAUGUUGUGGGUCACAACCAGAGAUUUAGGGUGGUAGACCUUACAUUCAGGAGGUCAGGUGAAACUAUCAGUAGGUACUUUCAGAGAGUGCUUUAUGCAGUAGGGGAGUUGAGGAGUGAAAUGAUUGUCCCUGCUUCCAACAAUGUCCAUUCAAAGAUCCUUGGUAGCAGAAGGUGGUACCCUUAUUUCAAGGUUGGUUUAUAUUAUACUCCAAUCUUGGUCAUCAGUAAAGCACUGAUUCAUUUCCUUAACCAUUUCACAAACAACUUUGUCACAUUUAUAUAGGACUGCAUAGGAGCACUUGAUGGAACUCAUGUCUUAGCUAGGGUGCCAAAAAGGAUGCAGCCUGCCUUUAGGGGGAGGAAGGGACUUACACAAAAUGUCCUAGCAGCUGUGAGCUUUGAUUUGAGGUUUACAUAUGUCCUAGCUGGGUGGGAAGGCUCUGCACAUGAUGCCCUCAUACUAGCUGAUGCUCUUGUAAGACCAGAUGGUCUUAGGGUGCCUCCAAGUAUAUUUCAAUGUAGUAGUACUCUUUAGUACCCAAUUUGGUACAAGUAGUAACUGAUCCUCAAAUAUGUGGCACAUUUUUUAGGGAAAUUCUUGCUUGUGGAUGCUGGUUAUGCAGUAAGACCUAGGUUUUUGCCCCCAUUUCGAGGUACUAGGUAUCAUCUGAGGGAAUAUGGCAACAAUAGACCCCAGAACCCAAGGGAGCUCUUUAAUCUUAGGCAUUCAUCCCUGAGAGUCACCAUUGAAAGAGCCUUUGCUGCUUUGAAGAAUAGAUUUAGAAUCUUAGACAACAAACCUUUUCACACUUACAGAACACAGGUUAAACUUAUUCUGGCAUGUUGUAUCCUUCACAAUUGGAUUCUGGGAUAUGGUGAUGAUGAGCAUGUGCCUGAUGAAGCCACCUGGAAUCCAAACCAUAGAAAUGUUGAUGCCCGGCCUGGUCUUAGAUGAGGGAAGCAUGGGCUAAUGCUAUGUGGGCUAACAGAGGUUCUUCUAGGCAGUAGACUUUUCCUUAUGAACCAGUGAGCUGUUGUGUGCUAUUUAGUAACUGUGAUGUGAACAAUUUUUUAUGAGACUUCUAGGCACUGUGCAAUGAUGUAAUAAUUGAACCAAAUUCAUAUGCUUGCUCUCUUUUAUAUAGUGUUGCAUAUUUAUAUUUUUAAUAUGGUUCAUGAUCUUGUGGUUGGGUGAAUGAAUAUGACCAGCAGGGAUGGGUGAUCACAUUAACCUCAUUGAUGAGGCUAACCUGCUUGAUGGUGGAAAUAGCCAUGUGGUAGUGCUAGAUGAUGACCAACAUGCACCUCCUGUUGGCCCUAUGCACUAGACUCCAGUUCAAUCUAGGUUCAUGCUAAGGAGGUUCCUUGAUCUGGUAGUGCAAGGAGUGAAAACUGAUAAAGGGUUCAAGGAGGUGCAUGUUAGGCAGGUUGCUACUAUACUUUCUAAGUUUGCUAGGUAGACAGUGUCCACCCAGCAAAUCUACAAUCACCUUCGAAAAUGGAGAUAGAGGUGGGUCAAAAUUGUUAGGCUUAAGGACCUAAGUGGUGCCCUUUGGGAUAGUGAUCAUAACAUGAUUGUACUUGAUGAUGAGCACCUCCUAGGACACACUAAGGUUAUAACAUGCACCUAGCAAAACUUAAAUACAUUCCACAAGUACCUGUUAGCUCUUUGUCUAAUAUCUUGCUGUCCUAUAUCACCCAGCUGAUGCUAAGUUCCUGAACACCCCUAUAGAGAACUAUGAUCAGAUGGAAGCCAUCUUUGAUGGCAGCCAGGCAACUGGAAGAUAUGCUAUGGGCUCAAAUGAACCUUUGGGUGUCCCUACUGAUAUUGGUCAGGAUUAGAGUAACCUCACUGAUGAUGUCAAGACUGAGGCGCAGUCUGGCAAGGCUAAUGAUGUGCCAGCUGAAGCCUGUAAGGGCACGGAUGAUGGCCCUGGGAAGGGAAAGAGAGGAAAAAAGGAAGGUAGGGCAAGAUGAGCUUGACAUCAUGAAUGGCAUGGUGAAGGCUGUGGAAAAUGUUGGGGCAGCUCUCAAAGCUCCACAACACAAUGAAGUACAUAAGGACCUAUAUGGUUGUGUCAUGAACUGUCCUGGUUACUCUCAGGAGGCUCUUAUGGUAGCUCUGGUUUAUCUUCUGAGGAACAAGGCUGAGGGGCUUUGCUUUGUUCAGAUGUCAGAGGCACAUAUGAUCCUUUGGCUUAGGGGCCACCUGAGCAACUCCAUGGGACCUUAGAUGACCAUCUUCUUGCCUCUCCACUUUUGCAAAUCACCAUGCUAACUGUCUAAUGCUAUAGGAUGUAUUUUGCAGUACAGCACUGCAACACUAAUGGUGCUAGGAAGGUAGACCUGCUGCUUGGAACCUUUGGUGCAGCUAUUUUUUGUAUAGCAUAGGACACAUGGUUGUUGGAUGUGAGGCUUUGUGGACAAUGCCUGGUGCAUGCACCUUAGAAGCACUUUCAAAAUGAUGUGAGGCUCUGUGGACAAUGAUUGGUGCAUUUACUUCAUAUAGUGUUCAGUGCACUACAAUUUGGGUUUAAGAGUAGCCUAUGAUGAUACUAAUAAUAGUCUGAGGUGGCUGCCUUUUUUUCUACUCACUAAAUGUUCUAUUAUUUCAUGUCACUCAUCAAAUCUGUUGGGACCAUGCACUGUGUAGCAACAUUUGGGUCAUGCUCAAGUUGAUGGCAAACAGUGCAUGUUCUUACAGAUUCCAUGGGCACCAUGUGUUUGUUCCUGAGUUUGUUGAACUUGCCUUGCUUCCUAUUUUUAUUUACUUGGCAGCUACCAAUGAUGGACUUUACAGUUAGCUGAGGCCUUGUUUUUGAAUGUUAGUUUCUUUGAAUGCCAAUGAUGAUAUCUACAUGCCAAUGAUCUGUUUUCUUUCAUGGCUGUCAUCUGACCAUGUGAGACAUCCAUGCCCAAUGCAACAUCAGGGCACUUGUGCCAAGAUGAAGACUGGGCUGGAUGGCUCACAUGCAAAGAUUUCUGAGGAUACUAUGGCUGGUAGUGGUCAAUGAUGAUUACAUAACAAAUGAGGUGGAUCCCUUCUCUAUGCUGUGAUGAUACACUGUUAUUUUCAUGUCAUUCAUCCAAUGUUCUAGCAUCAUCCACACGACUGCAACAAUUAGGUUCCCAUGCAGUUCCUAAGCUGAUGGCAUCCUGUGGAUGUGCUUGGACAUUGCAUGGGUCACUUGAGUUUGCUUAAUCUGCCUCUUUUGAAUACAUGAAGGGAUCCACCAAUGACAACUCUGUAUUAACUGAGGCCACUACCUAACCAAUUCUGAUAUUGUUUGGUGAUGGCAAAUACUUACAAAAGGUUGCACUGGUUGUUUUGAAGGGAACAAUGACGACUUGGAAUGUUGUUUACCGAGGAAAGAAGCCUAGGGUUUAUGAUUCCUGGCCUCUUUGCUGUGAUGCUGUUGCUGGGUAUAGUAACAAUUGCUACAAGGGCUUCAAUGCAAAGAAGCUGUUGCUUCAUUCCUGGAGUACACGGGGUUUGAAGAUUUCUCUAUGGAGGAAAAUGUGAUGAGCACCCCAUGCAUUACUGCUGGGGCAACCACACACACCCAAAGAACCAUCCUUUAUUUGCAAUUGCUGUGUUUGUGGCUGUUGUACUGAUUAGCCUGGAUGUUUUUCUUACCACUCGUUGCUGCAAGUGUGUCUAAUAGUUUUGUACUGCCAAUGAUGGUUGUCAAAUGACUAACGAAUUAAACUGAGGCAAGACUAUCUUUUCUGAUCUAA